CUGUUCUUACAUCAUGUCUCACAAGGUGAAAGAUCCAGAGCGGUUGGUGGGGAGAUAGCCUUCCAGCUGGAUCGAAGGAUCUUGUCCUAUGUAUUCCAAGGCCAGACCAGACUCUAUGGGUUCACUGUGCUCAAUAUACGAGACAAGAUCAUUCAGGUCUCCACACACCCUCUGACGGGGAAGGUGGACGAGGGCUACAGGCUCCAGCUGUCCCAGCGUCACGCUGAGCUGAUGGCCAAGCUGAAGCAGCUAGGCUAUAGUAUGACUCUCCACCCCCCCUUCACAGAGUUCAUCAUCAACACCUACGGCAUCCUGAAGCAGAGGGCUGACUCCUACAGCGCCCAGGAGCAGGGAUACAACAGCUCGGACUUCCUCAGGAGAGUAGUUAUCAACGCAGCCCCCUGCAAACUGCUGAAGGAUCUCCUGCUGCUGUUCAGUUGCCUCUCUUUCAUGGCAAGGCAGGACGGCAAGCCCCUCUUCCUCUGGUAGACUCGCUGAGAAUAGCUCUGGUCCAGGGCGUUACGUGCAGCUUGCUGAUUCUGAGCCUUUUAUAAACGUUUAGGACCAGAGCUAGACUGGGACGGCCACUGACACCACCUCCCUCCACAGCAGAGGUUUUACACUAUAAACAAAUGACUCAAACCCAACUCUUAACGUGUCUAAGCUUGUAUUGCUUUGGAGACAAGCGCUCUCUAAUACAAACUUCACACACCCUCCGCAGACAGGAGAGCUCUGCAUCUCCUGCAUUGGACCAUUUCAUAGUUUAGCCUUUUUAAUUCAUAUUUUCCGUUCACUUGGUUUGUUGGUUGGUUGCACUCAGGCUGUCUUUGUGAGUUACCUGACAUUAUAUUUCCAUAUUGAAAUGACAGACAUGGAAAAAACCUGGACAGAAUAAAUACUUCCAGGGCUCUUUGGGCCAUUUAAAAUGCAUUUCAACAAAGAAAAAGCAGUGUGUUUAAGUAAUGUAGACACAACUAAUUUUCAUAUACACUGAACAAAGUUUAGACAACAUGUAAAAUAUUUGUCCCAUGGUUCAUGAGCUGAAAUAAAAAAUCCCAGACAUUUUUCAU
This is a messenger RNA of Salmo salar (Atlantic salmon), 1070 nucleotides long. Lineage: Eukaryota; Metazoa; Chordata; Actinopteri; Salmoniformes; Salmonidae. The record is from RefSeq and is a predicted model, not a curated record.